UGUGUGAAUGCUUCGGUAAUCGGUUCUAUCUACUUCUUCUUCCCGAAGUUUAAUCCACAUGUUCAUGAUGAAUGUCACUAAGAAAUUUUCAUUGGAUGGAUGUUGAGCCAUACCUGGGUGUUUCCUCCACCUUUAUCCAUCUGAGCCAUACUGACCAACCAAUCUGACACAUUUGUCCGAGAUGGUGCAUCUUGCUCUCAGCCUUGAAGACAAGCUAGGAAAAUGAGACUCUUGGCCCCCGUUGAGUGCCCUGACGAUGCAGCUUACAUAUCAUUGCGGUCUCGACUUCUGGUAUCUGAUUUCUAUCUAGCCACCCCGAUCUGUCGUGCGAUCUGCUAAGAUUCCGCCGAGAUUUAAGAAUUCAUUCUGGAAGUGAAAGGACAACAUCCACGACUGAUUUCAUUGAAUAACGAGUGUCAUCAUGGCAACUAAGCCUAGCGCAUUAUUUGUCUGUAUCCAUAAUGCCGGCCGAUCUCAAAUGGCCGCUGCAUACCUCAGUCAUCUGGCAGGCAAUGCUAUAGAAGUCCGCUCCGCUGGCUCAGCCCCAGCCAACACCAUCAACCCUAUGGUCGUCGGAGCCAUGCGCGAAGAAGGCAUUGACAUUAUUGACCAAAAACCGAAAAUCUUAACGAGUGAAUCUGUCGAGGCUAGUGAUGUGGUCAUCACUAUGGGCUGUGGUGAUGUCUGCCCAUUCUUUCCGGGCAAGCGUUACCUUGAUUGGAAGCUUGAUGAUCCUGCUGGGCAGGGAAUUGAAGCUAUCCGCCUUAUCCGGGAUGAGAUUCGGUGCCGGGUUGAGAAUCUGAUCCAGGAGAUGUUGCAGUCUGACUGA
Molecule: messenger RNA, 829 nt
Organism: Talaromyces stipitatus ATCC 10500
Lineage: Eukaryota; Fungi; Ascomycota; Eurotiomycetes; Eurotiales; Trichocomaceae
Product: arsenate reductase (ArsC), putative
Exons: 2
Coding region: 422-829 (135 amino acids)
Source: RefSeq, a predicted model, not a curated record